CAAAAGUUUAAAAAACACACGUCAAAAUUUUACCAAGAAACAAGAGAAUAGGAAGGAAAACGAAAAGAAAUAAAAAUUAAAUUUAAUUAUUUAAUAUUUUAGCAAAACGUUCAAGAAUUUUUGUAAUUAUUCCAUAAAGUUUAAAACAUAAAUAUAAAAUAACUAAAUAAACAACAACGCAACAUUUUUACGACAACAAAAAGUGUCUUUCUUAUUUUUUUUUAUCAAACAAAAACAACGAAAAAACUCCAACCCAAAAAAACCUCUUCAAAAAGCCCAAUUAAUUAGCUAAAGCACAGCAAAAAUAUUGUGCUAAAUAUUAAAAAAAGAAUUAGAAAAACGAAAAAUCAUGGCAAGUUCAACAACAGGUCCUACGAAACAAGAAAUUGAGGCAGUUUUUGCACGUUUAAGAUCACAGGCAGCGAACAAGGCGUGUUUCGAUUGUGGUGCCAAGGCCCCCACCUGGUCUACCGUUACAUAUGGCGUUUUCAUUUGCAUCGAUUGUUCUGCCGUUCAUCGCAGUUUGGGUGUCCAUUUGACUUUUGUGCGUUCCACAAAUCUAGACACUAACUGGACUUGGCUGCAAUUGCGUCAAAUGCAAUUGGGCGGCAAUGCAAAUGCUGCUCAAUUCUUCCGUCAACAUAAUUGCACCACUACGGAUGCUCAGCAAAAGUAUAAUUCACGUGCUGCUCAAUUGUAUCGCGAUAAAUUGGCCGGUAUGGCUCAACAGGCCAUGAAAAUACAUGGUACAAAGCUUUAUUUGGAUAAUCAAUCAGAAAAAUUGGAAAAUAAUGAUAAUGCCAAAGAAGAGGAAGAUUUCUUUGCCCAAUGCCAUAGUGAUAAUAAAGAUGCAUUUUUCGAUAAUAAUACUAGCGAUAGCAAUAAUGCGCAAAAGAUCGAUUUACCUGUCAAGACUUUAACGCCGUCUACCAAUGACAAACCCACCGCUGCUGAUACUUUAACCGGUGCUCCUAGUGUAGAUUUAUUAAAUUCGGUAGUACCACAACAAACCAUGACUUCCUCAAUAGGAGUACGCAAAAUACAACCCAAAAAAUCUGGGUUGGGUGCUCGCAAAACAGGCGGCUUAGGUGCUACUAAAGUUAAAACAAAUUUUGCUGAAAUCGAACAACGUGCCAAUAUGGCUAAUCAAUUAAAAGAUGCUCCAAUUGUGCCUGACAAACCUUUAACCGCUGAAGAGGAACUAGAAUCUGUGGCUAGCAUGCGUUUGGCCUAUCAGGAUUUAUCGCUGAAACAAUCGCAACAGGAAAACAAAUUAAAGUCUAUCGAUCCCGUUAAGGCUAAACAAAUGGAACGUUUGGGCAUGGGCUUUAAUUUGAAAGGAAACGCCGACAUUUCCCAUUCCGUUUUAAGUGACAUGGAGACUAUACAACAAGCUCCGGGACCUAAAAACUCCAAUAAUUCUUCAUCGACUCUAAACAAACUGUCGGCCUUCGAUAAUGAUAGCUUCUUCAAUGACUAUUCGACUAGCAUGUAUGUGGUAGCGGCAAGCAAUAGCGGUACUGGAGCUAGUGGACUUUCCUCCAACAGUGGCAGCAGUUAAAAUCGAUACUAACAUGAAUUGGAAAUGAUGGGUUUUGAAACCAUAGAACCUAUUGGCUCAACACACUCCAAUAUUACAUCAAUGUUUGGUGGUGCUGGCGGUGAUGGUGCCGAGGCAAAACCUAAACCCAAAACAACGUUGCCUUCUUCCACCAGCUAUGACAGUAGUUAUACGCGUAAGACGAGCUCAUCACAACAGAAAAGCUCAAAUAAUUAUGAAGAUAAUGCGGCUCAAAAGAAAUUCGGUAGUGCUAAAGGUUUCGGUUCAGAUCAGUACUUUUCGGAUAGUCAAUCACAACCGGAUAUUAGUGCAAAUUUGUCUAGAUUCCAGGGUUCAAGAGCCAUAUCAUCUUCGGAUUACUUUGGCGAUGGUAGCAGUCAACAACAAGGUUCCAGAGGCUACAAUACUGCGGUUGCCAAUUUCCAAACUCCUGAUUUAGAUGAUGUUAAGGAAAGUGUACGCCAGGGUGUUCAUAAAGUAGCUGGACGUUUGAGCUCUUUGGCCAAUGAUGUUAUGUCUUCUUUACAAGAUAAAUAUGGUUACUGAUAGUGUUUACUUUUGUUGUUUUCUUAUAAACAUUUCCGUUUCUUUUACUAAUUAAUCUACAUUAAACAAAUUUCCAUUUUACUCUCUCGUUUUUCGUGUUUUUCCAAAAAUAUUUAAUUCAUUUAAGAUUAUUUUCUUUUUGGUAUUUAGUAGAAAAAUUAUUA
Molecule: messenger RNA, 2271 nt
Organism: Lucilia sericata (common green bottle fly)
Lineage: Eukaryota; Metazoa; Arthropoda; Insecta; Diptera; Calliphoridae
Gene: ArfGAP3
Product: ADP-ribosylation factor GTPase-activating protein 2
Biological process (GO): COPI coating of Golgi vesicle
Molecular function (GO): GTPase activator activity
Source: RefSeq, a predicted model, not a curated record